GCUUGGGGGGCUGGAAAGUGGUUUUGCGGACGGGAAGGUGGAAAAGGGGAGGGGGAGACGGUGGCUGGCGGUGGGGGUGCCCCGAGAGGAUCGCACUAAUUGGCUUGGCUGGCAACGCUCGAUCUGGGCGCUAGGGCUGGGUAUCAGCCCAGGGUAGGCGGGAGUGUGGGAGGUGUUGCUGAGGGGGCCAGAGAAAGCGAGAGGGGAAAGUUGCGGAGGCGGAGAUAAAGCGCCGCUUUGCCCGUGCUGGGAAAGGUGUCUGAGCCCCUGGAGGAAGAGGGCAAGAGAGCGGCCCGUUCACUCAGGCAAUUAGUGGGGGGAGGAAGUGGUGGCGGUGGCGAUGCAGUCACCAUCGUCGGCCCGACCCCUGCAGCACUGAGACCUCCCGGUCCUUUCUUGGACCGGAGGCAAGGCGAGUUCUGCAGAGGAGGAAAAGGCGGAGGAACUUUCUAGGGACGCGGAUCUGCUCAUUCUUUCCAAGGCUCCUCUGAGUGGGUCUUCAGUACUAGCAACAAGGCGAUCCUCUGUGGAAGGGACACAGAACCUUCUCAAAUUGCAGGAUCCAGGCCCUUAUUUAUUAUGCGAGUCGUGAUCACCCAGGAGGAGAAGGAGGAGGAAGAGGACUUUUAAGUUGGCGCUGAUGCCAAGAGCUUGAUUGCUUCGUCCUGCCUUUUCCUUUCUUAGUGGCACUUCUCUCCAUCUCGCUGGAUGAGCCAGUUUAGGGGUGCUUUCCCGCUGAACCCCCCGCCAAGUACCGCAGCUCCAAAAACUCAAGAUCGGCCCCUGAGGAACGUGAGAAGCUGCAGCAGCCUCAGCUGGACUUUGAUGGUAUAAACUGCUGCCGCCGGAGGCCUAGAGACUGAUUGUUUGGUGCAGAGAGAUCCAGGCUGAGAAACGUGGACUUCGGCUUAAAAACAAGUUUGGAUCCCCAAGCCCGUGUGUGCGGUUGUGGUCCACAUUUUUCAUCCAGGAUACAAAAUGGCGCUGCCGGGAUGGAGAAAAUUGGGGUCUUUAGUGUGUGCUGAUUCCUUUUGGACUUUCCUCUUGGUCUUCCAAACGUUCGUGGGAUCCGGCUUCUCUGUGGAGUGGCAGCUCUGCAACUCCAGCUGUACGUGCAGUGGUGAUCUUCUGGACUGCAGCAACCGGGGGCUAGAAGAAGUUCCUAAGGAACUGCCCACCUGGGCAGUGUAUGUAAGCCUGAACCAUAACAAGUUGACAGAGAUUGAUCCAUCUGCUUUUGCAACGCUACCAAACUUACAGGAAGUGCGACUGAAUAACAAUGAACUGACAGCCAUUCCAUCCCUGGGAGCAGCUUCAGCCCACAUAACCGCCCUCUACCUGAAUCGCAACAAGAUCCAUAACAUCGAAGCCAGCCAGCUGGAGCCCUAUGUUGCCCUGGAAACGUUGGACCUGAGCUCAAAUAACAUCACGGAAAUCCGAAGUGGCUGUUUCCCAGUGGGCCUUCAUAUAAAGGAUCUCAACCUGGGGAGCAACAGAAUCAGCACCCUGGAGAUCAAGGCUUUUGAUAGCCUGUCACGAUCCCUACUAACGCUUCGCCUGAGUAAAAACAGGAUCACCAACCUUCCUGUUAAGGCAUUCAAGCUGACCAAGCUAACACAACUGGAGCUAAACCGGAAUCGUAUUCGCCUCAUUGAAGGCCUGACCUUUCAAGGGCUGGACAGCUUAGAAGUUCUGAAGCUGCAGCGGAACAACAUAAGCAAAUUGACUGAUGGAGCCUUUUGGGGUCUGGCCAACAUGCAAGUCCUGCAUCUGGAGCACAACAUCCUCACAGAGGUGAACAGCGGCUCUCUCUAUGGACUUGCAUCUCUCCAGCAAUUCCAUCUCAGUAACAACUUGAUAUCCCGCAUCAAGCCUGGCGGAUGGAACUUCUGCCAGAAGCUGAAUGAACUGUCCUUGUCGUUUAACAACCUAACCAGACUGGAUGAGGGGAGUUUAGCAGACUUGGGAGGGCUACAGAUACUACACCUCAACCACAACUCCAUCAGCCACAUUGCAGAGGGAGCGUUCAAGGGACUCAAGAGCUUGCGUAUUCUGGAUCUGGACCAUAAUGAGAUUUCAGGCACAAUAGAAGACACCAGUGGGGUCUUUACAGGCCUGGAAAACCUAAGCAAGCUAACUCUGUUUGGAAACAAGAUCAAGUCUGUGGCCAAGGAGGCGUUCUCAGGCUUGGAGACCCUGGAACACCUGAACCUUGGAGAUAAUGCAAUACGGUCUGUUCAGAUGGAUGCAUUUGUCAAGCUGAAGAACCUGAAGGAGCUCCACAUAAACAGCGAGAGUUUCCUGUGUGAUUGUCAUCUCAAGUGGUUGCCACAGUGGUUAGCCAGGAAAGACCUGCAGCUGUUUGUGGUAGCCACCUGUGCCCACCCUGGGUCAUUAAAGGGCAGAAGCAUUUUCGAUGUGGUGCCAGAAAGUUUUGUUUGUGAGGAUUUCCCCAAGCCCCAGAUUAUUGUUGAGCCAGAAACGACGAUGGCCGUCCUUGGCAAGAACAUCCGCUUCACUUGCUCUGCUGCCAGCAGCAGCAGCUCCCCCAUGACCUUUGCCUGGAAGAAGGACAAUGAAAUCCUGCACCAUGCGGAGAUGGAGAACUUUGCUCACGUCCGGGCCAGAGAUGGGGUGGUGAUAGAGUACACCACCAUCCUGCACCUGCGCCAUGUCACUUUUGACCACGAGGGACGCUACCAGUGCAUCAUCACCAACCAUUUUGGCUCUUCCUACUCUCUCAAAGCUCAGCUUACUGUGAAUGUGUUGCCUUCAUUCAUCAAAACCCCCCAUGACAUUGCGGCCCGGACAGGGACAACAGCCCGGUUGGAGUGUGCGGCCGGUGGACACCCCACCCCACAAAUUGCAUGGCAGAAAGAUGGAGGCACUGAUUUCCCCGCAGCCCGUGAGCGUCGGAUGCAUGUCAUGCCUGAUGAUGAUGUCUUCUUCAUUACGGACGUGAAGAUAGAGGACAUGGGCAUUUACAGCUGCACUGCCCAGAACUCUGCUGGCUCUGUGUCUGCAAAUGCUACCCUGACUGUGCUAGAGACACCGAGCUUGAUUCAUCCACUGGAAGAUCGCAUUGUAUCUGUUGGGGAAACUGUGGUCUUGCAGUGCAAAGCGACUGGAAGUCCACCUCCCCGUAUUACUUGGCUAAAAGGUGACCAGUCUCUGACAGUUACCGAGAGGCAGCAUUUCACCCCUGGCAACCAGCUGCUGAUUGUCCGGAAUGUCAUGAUGGAAGAUGCUGGGAGAUACACUUGUGAAAUAUCAAACAUUGUUGGAACAGAGCGGGCGCACAGCCAGGUUAGCGUGUUGCCGUCACUUGGCUGCCGGAAAGACGGAACCACAGUUGGGAUCAUCACCAUUGCUGUUGUGUGCAGCAUCGUUUUGACUUCUCUGGUUUGGGUGUGCAUAAUAUAUCAAACCAGAAAGAAGAGUGAAGAAUACAGUGUCACCAACACAGAUGAGACCAUUGUGCCACCGGAUGUGCCAAGCUAUUUGUCUUCCCAAGGGACAAUUUCGGACAGACAAGAAGCAGUGGUCAGAAUAGAAAAUGGCCAGCAGCCGAAUGGGCACAUACAGAGGAAUGGCACUUGCCGGACCGAUUCAGGGAGGGGGGCAGAGAUGGAUGCUCACCCCAUUGUUUAUCGACAGCCAAAGCUCUGCUUAGGAUAUAAUAAAGAAGCAUGGAAAGGAGAGGAUCUAGCUGACAGGAUGCUUGUUGCAGACAAGACAGGGUACGGUUUGCCUGUUGUAUGCACCGAAUGCAGCGGGAGCACGGAGAGCAGGAACGUCACCAUUUACCCCAACAAUCCAGAUUAUUGCCCUCCGGCUGCAGAGGCUGCAGUGCCCCCGAAUGCAUGCACCAGCAACGAAACCAGCAGGCCUGACAGCACACCAUCCACUCCCUGCCAAAGUCCUCCAAUGUGCAACGGGAGCAUGAGCAACUGGAAAGCAGAUGGCAGCGGUGGCAUCUACCCCAGCAAUCAUGAUAGGAUGCCAGCUGUUAGUGCUAGCAAGCCACUUCAAGUGGAGAGCAAAGGUUCCUCACCACUUUUAGCCAAGUCCUCUGAGCCUUAUGGCAUUGUACUGCCUUCUGAAGGUUCAUUGACGUACCUAAAAGGACCAGCUGACAUUACACAGACAUUACCAGAACUGGAAGCUAAACAAACGCUUCUCUCCAAUGGACACUUACCAAGGUCACAUGACUCCUUUCAUGAAUUAAUGUGCUGAAGAUCACAUUGGACUGAGGAAUCUUGCUGUGUGCAAAUCAAGCAGAACGUCCUUUGUGUCUACAGAUUUCUUUGCACAGAAUGAUCUAGGCUACUUCUACCUCAAGUUCUGAACUGACAGCCUCUCAAAGAAAACAAAAUGAGGUACAAGCAAGCUUGUGUUGGGGAACCAAGUCCUCUCCAAGCAGUGCCCACCUGUACAUAGUUUUGAAACUUCCAUGAGAAGUAUCAGUUGCUCACAUGUUGGCUUGCAUACAAAGCACAGAAAUGCAAAAGAUUCUUGUGUAAAGUGAAAAAAGUAUUUGAUAACAAAUUUGUACAUAAGAGUUUUCAUAUAUACAAAUCUAUCUAUAUUAUAUAUCUUCUAACAGAGGUUAUUUUAUUCCUUGGUGCAUGGUUAAACUGAGUGAAAUAAUACAAUGUUAACAACAUGCAUUGUUUUCUCACUAUAAGGCUGCUGUUCAGCUCCUGCCCCGCAAAGUAACCCUUCUGGUGCCUUAGUUGGAGCUCCAAGGACAGGCCCAUACACUUUUCAUGGAGCAGACCAUGAAAAGUUCCCUUUCUAUAGCAAGUCAUGAAUUGGCGGCUGGUUGAAAUAUACCCUCAGAAAUGUUGCACUUAAAAGUUGAAGCCAAGAUCUUCUCUUGGUUCAACAUGGUUGGGCAGAGACUAUACAAAAUGCCCCAGGAUUAUCUCAUACUUGCAAUAGAGCAGACGUUGUUAAGAUGUGCUGUGGUGCAGUUCCCCUUCAUGCAGUUGGGCUUGCACUGGAGAAUUGGGGGUGUGGGGGAUCUGGUAAUCGCACAUGCUAUUAAAAUAUUUCAGUAGUGGUGCUUUAAACAACCGAUCUGUUUAUUUGCAUACAAACAUUCAAAUCUGUUUGACUAAAUGUAGAUGCACGCUACCCUGUGCAGGAUCGCAACUUGUUCUAUGUUGAGUGAUCCUUCCCCUAGCAAUGAUUUGUGCAUCCCAGUGGAACAGCAUUGAACUCUCAUGAACACCUCAGAAACAGCAAAAAGAAGACGGGUACUGAUUUGUGGACUGUGUGUUGCUCUGCAAUUUGUCUGGUGCAAAUCCCUUUAUAUUUUCCUUGUGACAUCUGUGAUAAAGCAUCUUAGUACUAUCCAUGGAGAUCUCCAAAGCUGUUACUUCCUGCAGUAAUCUGACUCACCAAAAAAAAUCCAUUUGCACACAGAGGCCCAAGAUUCUGUCUCUUGGCCAGUCUUUUCUUUCUCUGGCACUUCUCGCUUGGAAGCCAGCAUCCUGGUUGGUUAUUCUUUCUGAUUUAAAGUAACUUCUUCAAAUUGUAUACAGUCUUAGCUUUUAAGCUCCUGUAAGAGUAUUUUUUGUGUUUUUAAACAAAAUUCAAAGAUGUAACCACAGUAGGCUACUGUUUUUAUUUUAUUUUAAUACUGGUUUGAGAGCUAUCACCUCAAGCAUGUUAAAAAAGUAAGCAAGCAAACAGCCAAUGUGAACAGAUGCAGGAACAAUUGUUUUACUUAACGAGCAUGUUUUUAUUUAUAGAAGUGCUGCUGCUUUUCUUGCUGUUUGUACCUGUGUAAUGAAAAUUUCAUUUCCCCCCAGCUGUAAUCCAGGCUCUGCUAAAACAGGGCUGCUGAGCUUAAAUUAUGACUGGGGUUAUGAGGGAUGGCAGUUUGUGUGCUCUGUUUUUCUCUUAGCCAUGACUAAAGGCCAGUUUCAGAAGGAGCAAAGCUGAGGGGGAAAGCUCCAUUUAGGCCAGUAGAGUAGAUGGUCAAUUAAGGAUUCAGGCUAGUAGGAUGUCUUCAGGCCCUACCUGUGAGGCCCAAUUCUAUGGGAUGACACACACAAGUGGUCUUAAACUAGCUCUAAAGCCAACCAUCUUGUUUAGAUUUUUCUGUACUAAAUGUGGUGUUUGUUAAAUAUGUCCUUGCACCAAUUUUUCUCCCAACACCUCUCCCCAUAUUAGAAAAUGGCCUCAUGAAACAGCAUCAUAAUACUAACUUAACACAAGGUUUCCCCUCACUUCCUAAGGUACGUUCUCCCCAACAUCAGUGCCUUCCACUGCAGCUGCAUAGGAAACAACCACCAUUUGCGGCCUGCUAGCUAUAGGUAUUUUACCCCGUGUGUGCGCGUGCAUGCAGGCAUGCGUAUUGGGAGGAAGGGGGCUUUCCUCUAAUGGGAAUGCUGGUAAAACACACCUUCUCCCUUAAUACUUGUAAGUACUGUAAAGAGCUGGCCAUUCUGCAACCCUAUUAAAAGAGCCCCAUUCCCACUCAAAUCACUGAAGCCAGCAUAGACUUGUCAAGCCAGGACUUUAAGCCAGGGGUAGGGGGAAAGGAUACAACAAUAAAGCCCAAGGCAAGUAUUGCCAUCUGCUUGUUGCCUGAAGCUGGCCUUUAUUAAGCAAUGCAUAAUUUAGCCAGCUACCUGUCUCUAUCACUUCCUAACAGUAGACACACUUGCACUUUGUGGUAGGUGGCUAAUUAUGUAAAGUGCCAACUUGUCGCUAUUCAGUGAUUUUUUUUGAUUUUUUUUAAGAGUGGCCAAUAGGAAAAAGAAAAGAAAACCCCCAAGAGUGCAUAUUUCCCCUUGAUUGUAAAGGAAGCGAUAUGUUUUCUGAGGAGGCAAACUAGUAAAAGGUUAGGUUUAUGGGAUAUACACACAGAAAGGCAUAGGAAAUAAGUAUCAUCAUCGGAAAUGCUAAGCACACUUGCCAUGUUAACGUUUUGAAAGAUAAUGUAUUUUUGGAUACGGUUAACUGAUUAGGUAAUGUUGUUACUUCCACUAAAUAUGUGAAUCUGCUGCUUCUGCGAGGCAAUGUGAAAGAGGAAGUAUUACUUUUGUGUACAAAGUUAUUUAUUUAUUAGAAAUUUUUGGUACAAUGUUGUACAUUGAGAUGUACAUUGUAAAGAAUAUUGGAAGUGUCUAACAAAUGGCAUUGAAGUGUCUUUAAUAAAGGUUCAUUUAUAAUAUCA
This is a messenger RNA of Hemicordylus capensis (graceful crag lizard), 7192 nucleotides long. It is a transcript of the gene LRIG1, whose product is annotated as leucine rich repeats and immunoglobulin like domains 1. Bases 979 to 4236 code for a protein of 1085 amino acids. The record is from RefSeq and is a predicted model, not a curated record. Gene Ontology annotation, molecular function: protein binding. NCBI's taxonomy places the organism in Eukaryota, Metazoa, Chordata, Lepidosauria, Squamata, Cordylidae. The transcript has 19 exons.